AUAGUGAUUCAAACAGAGCUCAAGCCCUAAACGUCCCCUUCGUCUCUCUCUCUCUCUCUCUGAGUUCAGAGCCCCGCUCAAGUUCCGAUACAAACCUCAUUUCAAAUUAAUUGUAAUCAAAUCUAAACAAGGGGAAAAAUUAAAAAUAACAAAUCGCCGGCGAAAUGCCUUCUACUCCGGUGCCGGAGACGGUAGUGAGCAACCGGUUCGUAGCUUUUCUCAUUUGGCAAUCGAUACCUUCAUCAGCCAUCUUCUUCUUCUUCAACCUUUUCCUUUUCUCAACCACUUCAAUCAUCUCCUUCUUCCUCACUUUCCUCGUCUUCCAUACCUCACAGCUUCUCUUCUCAGUCUCAUUAGCUCUCCUCUCUUCUCCGACUCCAGAUUCUCCUCUUUCCCCUUUCCGAUUCGUUAUCGGCCUUCUCCGUAAUCUCUCGGAUCCCGAGUUCCGCCGCCGAGCUCGAGUGUCCUUACGCAUCGUGCUCUUCGUCUGCGCUACUUCCCUCGCUGGAUUCUGCUCCACCGCUGUGUUUUGCUUGUCUAAUGAUUCGUAUGGAGCGAUUGGAAGAAUAGGGUUUAGAGGAUUUGUGACUGGGUUACUCUACGCCGUCCUUUUCGUAUUUAAGCAGCGAUGGGUUUUGGAGUUUCCGAUUAUUCAGCGUCCACCGUUCUUCAGCUUCAAGAUUGGGCUUCCUUCUGCUGUAACACAAGCUUUGAAGCUAUCGGGUGUGCUUUAUGUGUUGUCAACCAUAAUGCUGUUGUUUCUGCUAGACUGGUCGGGUGGGCUUGUGUCUGUAUCGAGAUUCUUGGGUGAGCAGGUCUUAUCUUAUGCCGGCAGUUUCUGCCUGAUUCUCUCUUGGGAAAUCACUCACCAUAUACAUAAGGUUCUGCAUACAAAACGGUUUAGUUUUGCUCCUCCAAAAGGAUCUGCUGCAGCAGAAACGAAUCCAAGCGAACCUCUUCUUACUGCUUUAGAAGGGAGUACUCCAGGUUCCCUUGAGCACUCUCUUGCAUACCUUGAUCUCUACAUGGUGUCUCAGAAUAAUGUCGACACAUGGCGUCGUGCUGCCUUUUUUGAGGAGUCCACCGAGACUUACAAAAGAGUAAUCACUCUUUGCUUGAGGCCAUUGGAAGAGCUUGCCUGCAAGUUAUCUUCUGGGCUAGACCACACGUUUACUGAAACACCACCGACCGAGUCAUAUAUCGACCCAAAAUUUGGCGAAUCACUUAAGUCUUUCCAGCUUUAUGCAUGGUGUGCUCAAACAACUGCAUCUCUGACUUCAAUCUCUCACAAGGAAGACAGGCUUGGAGUAGCACAACUAUCUGGUGGGAACACUGAUGUUGUCUCGACGCUUCUAUCACUUUUGCUAGCUGUUGAAACAUUUAUGGGGAAGAAGACUAAUCUUCAAUCGCCUCAACAACUGAUGGGACCUGCUAGUAUCAAAUGGGCGACCUCGAGCAUGGUCAGAAAAGAUGUUAAACCCAUCAAAAGGAGUAUUGGCGCAAUGUACUCUUACGCGUAUGCAGUCACAGAUGUUUUGAAGAUAUCGAUAUACCAGAUUCUGUCUACAUUCCGCGAGGAGAUGCUCAACAGCGACAAAGCCGGACUUCUUGGUAGAGAUUGGAUCGGAAGCAAGAAACCACCUUUUGGAACAAACGACAUGUUGCUGCAGAAACUUAAGCUCUUCCUCGAGGUCCAAGCUUGAUGGAAAGAUUAGAGAAAUGUCUCUCCAUUAAAUGCGGUAACAAGUAUCAUGAUUUCUGAGAUGGAGAAGUAAAGGAACUAGAGUUGUUUUUUUUGUUGUUACCUGAUAAAGCCUUUGUAUUGAAAAAAAAUGAAAAUCCCUCGAUUUUGUUAGAGUUUGGGAUUGAUCUUCUUAUUGAUGAGCUACAAAAGUUUACAAGAAUGAAACUUUAUUGUUAAGUUUUGCAGA
Molecule: messenger RNA, 1931 nt
Organism: Camelina sativa (false flax)
Lineage: Eukaryota; Viridiplantae; Streptophyta; Magnoliopsida; Brassicales; Brassicaceae
Biological process (GO): nuclear pore organization
Cellular component (GO): nuclear pore transmembrane ring
Molecular function (GO): protein-macromolecule adaptor activity
Source: RefSeq, a predicted model, not a curated record